Messenger RNA from Sparassis crispa, 4722 nucleotides. RefSeq lists its product as hypothetical. Lineage: Eukaryota; Fungi; Basidiomycota; Agaricomycetes; Polyporales; Sparassidaceae. The transcript is spliced from 9 exons. The record is from RefSeq and is a predicted model, not a curated record. Bases 1 to 4722 code for a protein of 1573 amino acids.
AUGGAGGGUCAGAAGAGGAAGAGAGAAUCCGACACCGCCAUCGUCACAUACCAUGUGCGAGAUCGCUCUUUUCAGCGGGUGUUUAAAGAGACCACUCUCGCCGAAACUAAGGACACUAUCAGGCAGAAGCUUGGCAUUCCCCCAGACACGCCUGUGCAGCUUGUUCAGAUCCAGGGAGGGAGGAGGGUCGACCUCGAGGACGACGAUGAUUUUGAAGCCUUUCGCGCUUUGUCGCUCACAGAAUCUCGUCUGGAAGUGUCAGUGUCAGUUGAUGUACCAGGACACCCUGUUACCGACUCCACACAUCUCGGCUCUGUCUCCGGUACUAGUGCCAUGCAGAGGAAGAAGAAGAAAGGGAAGAGUGCUGCAGCGCUGCAGUUGUCCGUCGGUCCCACCGGUUCAUCUGUGUCGACCGGGAAUGUCCCCCGUAGUAUAUCGGUCGACCUCGCAGGUGAUGAAAGACCACCUUCAAAAAGACGCAAGGCCGAUACCGCCCAGAUUAGCCGCUUACAAACAGAACCGUCGCGUCUCCUUUCCGCUAAUUCUGUAGUCCGCGAGCAACACGAGCGUACGAAUGCUGCAGCAGACUCAGCUCUUAACGCCCCUAACCUUUCAAUGUAUGUUUCACCCUUGAAACGCAGAAAAUCUGCAAAAUCUCUGAAGGGAACCCCCGACGCUAAGCGCACCGUACGGCAGGACGUUCAAGAAGUGUCAGGCCCAGCGGAACCGCCCAUGAAGAAGCGGAAACACCAAAGCAUGUUUUCAUUCGAGAUCACCAACGGGGACGUUCCAGUCUCGACAGGAUCAACACUAUCAGACAUCACUGAGCCUUCGAUAGCUGCCGAACGCACGUCAUCUCCUAAGAAGAAGUCCAAGAAGAUGAAGCCGGCUCCGGAGCCUGUCGCUGGCCCCAGCACAGAGCGCUCGGCGCCCGCUGCCCCUGUCGAGAACUCAGACGACACGGUGAAGAAGCAGAGGAAAAGCAAGAAGGAGACGCCUGUUGACAAUGCGUUGAAGAAGCAGCAGAAAAGCACGAAGGAGACACCUGUUGUUGACGAGCUGACUUUGCCUCCAUCGGACGUCUCCGAAUUGCUGCCGGAGAAAAAGGGGAGGAAGAGGAAGGAUUCUGAGGUUAUCGCUGAGGCGUCGGUGCCCGACGACACUGCUCGAGCACUUCAGUCGGCACCGCCUACCGCUGAAGACGAGUCUUCAACUACCGGGAAGGUGAAGAAGUCCAAGAAGGCGAUCGGAAAAGCCGUGGCUGAGGCGCCUGCACUGCCAGAUGUGACACAGGAGCUUCCGAACGGAGUCAAGAAAACUAAGGGGAAAGGAAAGCAGAAGGCUGCUGAAUCUGCCGUUCCAGAGGCACCUGAGCACUUAGUGCACCCAGCGGAAGAAGUGCCCACCCCAGUUUCCACCGCGUCGCCUCCAGCCGGUACGUCCGAAGGACAGGCAGAAGCUCCAGCAGAUACUGCCAAGACAAAACCCGUUCGAAAGACGCGUCAGCCUAGAAAAUCUGCAGUCAAGCGGUCCGAGGAGUCGCCCGAAGAGGGCUUCGUCCGCGUCCACGCGGCCGUCGCCGCUAUACUGCACAGGAAGGCGAAUAUUGCGCCCGCGCCAGCGGCUGUAUCUGAGCCGACACACGCGGAAGAGAGGCCGAAACAACCUGAGGUGCUGCAGAUCCCUAAGAAGCAGAAGGCCGGCAAGUCCAAGUUGAGCAUGUCGUGGAGGCCUGAGGAAUCGACGCAGGAGCCCGCUGCUGUUGGACUCCAGAAAGAUACUUCUUCCGUACGGAAAAUGUCUACGCCGAAGGCGUCCUCUCCCACGAUCGAACCUGGCGCUACCAAGCGAAGAGUGAGUACUAGCAGCAAGAAGGGCAGCCAGACGAAGGAUAUCCUUUGUCCAGUAUGCGACCAAACGCCAUUCCACCUCCGAUAUCAAUGUCCGGUCGUUCUCGCCGGCGCAGAAUCCAUCCGGAAGCGGAUAGCGGAGCUCAGAGACACGGAUACCGACGAAGUGGUGAUCGACGAGCUGCAGGUGCUGCUCGGUAGGGCAGAGAAAAAGAGCGCGACCCAUGACAGGUCCAGCCCGACUGCUGAGCCCGUGCCGGAGUCUCCUGAUGCCGCGAAGCAAAGUAAGGCACGCGAACCCUCACCUCCUUCUCGUCGAUCUUCUGCACUCCUAUCAAAAUCCCCUUCCACCCGCACGCCAGUGAUUCCUACUGGCUCUGAGAUCGCCGAAGUCGCGGUGGAGCGUCAGGACGAGGGGAGCAGCAACGAAAGCUCGGACACCGAGAGCGAAGAGGAGAGCGACGAUGAUGCCCGGACGAUACCCAAGCCGACCCUCCUGCCUCUUCCCCGGAAGGUGGACACGCUGAACACCAACCUGGGGAACUCUGACAUCGCUGCUCUCCUGCGCGGCCCCGCCCGGUCCACAUCCAGUGUCCUCGCGCAGAUUCCGUCGGAGAGCAGUAGCGAAGACGAUGAUGCGGAUGAGGAAGAUAAUCGGAUGGAAGACGAAGAUGACGAUGAAGACGAAGACGAGAAGCAGGACAAGGCCUACCGCCGCCUCUCGCGACGCUUUGAGCCUGCCGAAUCUUCCUCGGACGAGGACGCACAGCCUGAUACCGCCUUAGCGGACGACGAUGAUGUCGUUCCACCAACGUUCAUGGACACGGACCCUCAAGAUGCUGUCAUCAAACAGAACACCGACAAGGUCGAAGUUGUUGCACUUGCUAAAGUCUUGGAUCGGGACAAUACGUGCGAGUCCUCGGAUACUCCUGAAGUACCCAAGGAAUCUGACAAAGCUGUCGGGGCCGAGGCUGAACAGGAAGUAGAGGACAAGCCCAUGGAUAACACCCAGCGGGUGCCAUCACCAGCGGAAGAGGAUGACGAAGAAGUCGCUACGAGUCUCGAUCUACCGGCUCCUUCUCCGGGAACAGAUAAUGCGGAAGAAGUCGACGAGAAGGUCGACGCUCAGGAUACUUCUGAGGAUGCCGUACACGGUACCACAACUGUCCAUUCUCCUGUCAUCGAAGAGGCUCCCUUGCCAGAACUAUUUGUUAAGGCUGCGUCCGUCGUGGAGAGGCGAAGCGCCAGCAUGCCCAUUCCUGAGCCUGAACAGGUUGAAGUGAAUGAUGCUAGGUCCACGGCGACGGAAUCCGCGGAACAGCCGGCUCAGAGGGGGGGCGACGAUAAAGAAGAUGAAGAGAUAGAACUGGAGGACGAGUGGGAACUGACAGACGGAGCGUCGCAGAGUAAACCAAAAGCACUCGAGCAGCAGGAGCUUGCGGAGAAAGAACAUGAAGAGGUUUCGGACCCUAUCGAAACCACGGACGAGAUCUUGGUCCCUGAGACGCAAGAAGAAGACCCCAUCGAAGCUGGGUCGUCAUCGCCGCACACUCCUCGACGACAGAGCACACAGCCGCCCCCGCUCAGCAAUCCAAGGUCGGGAACUAUCAAGCGUAUGAAGGAUCGUUAUGGGAGGCUCCCGCACCUCAGCGAGAAUUUACCCAUCCUUGCUUCAGCAUUUGUGACGUCGACACCGAUGCCAGCUGGCAAGGAGACUACACCCGACACUCCCGCUGUUUUUCAGACACAAACUACUGAAGAGAGCGUUCCGAGAGGCGUGCGACAGUCCAACCAGCGGUCGAAGUCGGCUGUACUGAUGCCACCACCGCCCGAGCCCUCACCUGCUCCAGCUCUCAAGCGUCGCGGUCGGCCGCCCAUGCCAGUAGAAGAGAAGGAGCGCAGAGCCGCUGAGAAGGCUGAGAAAAAGAAGAUAGCCGCGGAGAAGGCAGAGAAGACGAGGCUGGAAAGAGCGGAGAAGGUCCGCAAGCGUGAAGAGGAGAAGGCAGAGAAAACCCGCAAGCGCGAAGAAGAGAAGGCAGAGAAGGUGCGCCAGCGUGAGGAGAAGGCACAGGCGAAGAAAGGUGAAAAGCCUGCGCGGGUGACGAGCCAUCCUGUAGUUCCCGUUAUCACCACACCCGCCAAGGCUUUCCCCAAAUCCGUAGCUCCCCCCUCCCAGAGGCCUGAGGCACAGUCAGCGGUCAAGUGGACGACGUUGACCGAGUCUCCGUCAAUCAUAGAACCUGAAUCUUCUAUGAUCGACGAGUUGCGAUCGAGCAGUCCCGGAGGCGAUCUUCUCCCCGCGAGUUCAUCAGUCGCUGAUGAACUGCUCGGUGUCGACAAUAUCGUUGAAGCUAGGGAACGUACAUCCGGCGAUUCUCAACCCCAUGAGACCUCAGAGAAUGCGAUAGACCCAGACCCUCUCUUCUUACCUGGCACUCAAUAUCCAGAAAGUCCACUCUUUCCCCCAGCGACUGUGUUGGGAAAUCGCCUUGAGUCUUCUGCGUCUUCCAGCUCAUCUGAGUCUGAAGACGAGGACGCCCAAGUCGUACCGCAGCCGAAGCUUAGACACGCUUGGAUGCAGUCUGCACCGUUUCACCGUUUGUCCGACCUGCAGAGCCAGCAAUUGUUCUCACAGUUGCCAGUCACUCAUAUGGCUCUCAAGCCUUCCCGCACGGUGGCCAAGUUGUCCGGCGCUCUUCCUCGCGGUAGCGACGAUGAUGACGACGACGACGACGAUGACGACGACACGGAGGAUUCGGACUCAGACCAGGGCUCAGAAGUGCAGACGAAGUCUCACAUUCCACAAGAGCGGAGGGCUGGCGCGGGAGUACAGAAAAAAAAGCGGUCUGGGCUUGAGUUGUUUGAACACUAA